AUGGCUCAGUGGAAGGGUACUGAAACGACGCCCACGCACCUCCGGGUCAUUGGAGCGGGUUUGGGGCGAACGGGCACGAGAUCUAUGAAGGAAGCACUCGAGAUGUUAGGUUUUGGGCCAUGUCAUCAUAUGGUCUCGCUCAUUGAUGAUCCCACGGGCAAACGAAUGGACAUGUUUGCUGAGGCUUACGCAGGAAAAUCUGUCGACUGGAAACAAGUCAUGGACGGGUUCGGCUCUACUGUCGAUCAUCCUACCACCGAAUUUGCGCUCGAGCUUAUUGACGCAUUUCCCAACGCUCUUGUCAUUCUCACUACGCGCGAUGAUGCUGAGAUCGGCAAAGGAGUUGGUAACUGGUACCGCAGUAACUACGGACCCAUGGGUCCCCAGAGCUACGUCAAGCAUAAUGCGAAGAUGAUCGAGAGCAUCCCGAAGGAGAAGCUGCUUGUCUUCAACGUCAAGCAAGGGUGGAAGCCGCUCUGCGAAUUCUUGGGCGUGCCCGUCCCGACCGUCCCCUUUCCGAGAAUGAACGACACUGCGGAGCUGCAGGCACGCAUACGAACGAUGCGCUUGACAGGAGUCGGGUAUUGGAUAUUGGAGCUGGGUUUGUUAGGGCUGAUGGUGCACCAAAUCAUAAGGAAGAGGUUGUGGGAUGUGUCGGUGCUGCGCCAGCUCAUGAACAUGUGA
This is a messenger RNA of Dacryopinax primogenitus, 684 nucleotides long. RefSeq lists its product as uncharacterized. Lineage: Eukaryota; Fungi; Basidiomycota; Dacrymycetes; Dacrymycetales; Dacrymycetaceae. The record is from RefSeq and is a predicted model, not a curated record. The transcript is spliced from 4 exons. The coding region runs from base 1 to 684 and encodes 227 amino acids.